This is a messenger RNA of Apus apus (common swift), 965 nucleotides long. RefSeq names its product zinc finger C2HC-type containing 1B (gene ZC2HC1B). The record is from RefSeq and is a predicted model, not a curated record. The transcript has 3 exons. NCBI's taxonomy places the organism in Eukaryota, Metazoa, Chordata, Aves, Apodiformes, Apodidae.
UUCAGCUCCCUGUUCCUGAAUAGAAGUAGUUUUAAAGCUUGGGUAAGUAGGCAUCAUUAACAAAGCAUGACUUCAGCCCAUGAGCGACUGUUUUUCUUUGCAUCCCAGCUGAGACAUGAUCCAAAAUGCAAGAAAGCCUUCAACAAGGAGUGCAAGCCCUUCAGCUCUUUGAAACAGAGACUGCGGGGAACAGAAAUCACCGUGAAGAAGCAGUCCCCCCCCAAAGGUAUACCAGGGAAGAAAUCUAUCUGAACACAGCACCAUGAGGAUUUUAUUAAUGCUAUUCAAUCAGCCAAGCAAGUCACAAAAGCUCUGAAGGAGGGCCACCCUCUCCCACCUCCUCUCCCAAGAAGCUUCAAUCCAGGAGGCAGGAGCUGUGCAGAGGGGGAGCACUGGCAGCUGGUGGGGCUGCCUCCCUCCCCCACUGCACCCCCAGCCUGUGCAGGGCCACUCCUCUGCCCCCACCAGUGCUCUCAUGGCCCGGCAUCACCCAGAGGCAGUGCCACCAAACUGAUGUCCUGCAGCUCGUGCUGCCUUCUCCACUGGCACUGCCUGAGUUGUGCCUGUCAGCCCCAUCCUCUCGGACACCACAGGUAAGCCCAGGGAGAGGUGGGGAGGACUUGCUGCCCCCUCUCCAUACCUCUCCUUUAGCACUUGCCUGUGCCUUGAACCCCCUCAAAACCAAGCUAUUGCUCAUUCAGAAAUGUGAAAUUCAGGCCCACAUCAAGCAGGCCCUCUGAGCCUUAAGUAUUUGUUUGCCCAGAAACAAAGCAUUCACAAGCCUCACCUACUGAUGGCCUCUCAAAAAAUGCUCACAAAAGUUUCCCUAACACCAGCUAUAUGGAAGUUCAGCCCUACACUAAGUAUUAGAUGACUCAGCAGUAUCUCCCAAGUUGUGAGAACAGUUUUUCUGUAAACAUAACCUUUUGAAAUAGCUUGCCUGCCUUUAUGAUGGGACAUGAUCA